This is a messenger RNA of Pelecanus crispus (Dalmatian pelican), 871 nucleotides long. NCBI's taxonomy places the organism in Eukaryota, Metazoa, Chordata, Aves, Pelecaniformes, Pelecanidae. The record is from RefSeq and is a predicted model, not a curated record.
UUUGACAUUGAUAAGGAAGCAGGAGAGAGACAGAUUUACCAUCGGUACUGUAUGGAACGGGCAUCUGUACAUUGUGCCCAUGUGUUCACCACAGUCUCACAGAUAACAGCUAUAGAAGCAGAACAUAUGCUUAAAAGAAAUCCUGAUGUUGUCACCCCAAAUGGCUUGAACAUUAAGAAAUUUUCAGCAAUGCAUGAGUUUCAGAAUUUGCAUUCCAUGUACAAGGCUAGGAUCCAAGAGUUCAUUCGAGGUCAUUUCUAUGGCCACCUUGACUUCAGUCUUGAGAAGACCUUAUUUUUCUUCAUUGCUGGGAGAUAUGAGUUUUCCAACAAAGGAGCUGAUAUGUUUCUAGAAGCCUUAUCAAGAUUAAACUUUUUGCUAAGGGUUCAUAAGACUGAUGUUACAGUUGUUGUGUUCUUCAUCAUGCCAGCAAAGACAAACAAUUUCAAUGUAGAAACCCUGAAAGGGCAAGCAGUCCGGAAGCAGCUCUGGGACACUGCACAAUCUGUGAAAGAAAAGUUUGGAAAGAAACUCUACAAUGCCCUGCUAAAAGGAGAAAUUCCAGACUUGAACAAGAUUCUUGACCGAGAUGAUAUAACCAUUAUGAAAAGAGCCAUCUUUUCAACUCAGCGACACUGUCUGCCUCCAGUGACCACUCACAACAUGAUUGACGACGGCAAUGAUCCAAUCCUCAAUACCAUCCGACGCAUUGGCCUUUUCAAUAACCGGACAGACAGAGUAAAGGUGAUCCUACAUCCAGAGUUUCUUUCUUCGACAAGCCCAUUGCUGCCCUUGGACUAUGAGGAGUUUGUUAGAGGCUGCCACCUUGGUGUAUUUCCAUCAUACUAUGAACCGUGGGGUUACACUCCAG